This is a messenger RNA of Limulus polyphemus (Atlantic horseshoe crab), 2737 nucleotides long. RefSeq names its product fez family zinc finger protein 1-like. The transcript has 2 exons. Gene Ontology annotation, cellular component: nucleus. The record is from RefSeq and is a predicted model, not a curated record. Lineage: Eukaryota; Metazoa; Arthropoda; Merostomata; Xiphosura; Limulidae. Bases 164 to 1582 code for a protein of 472 amino acids.
UUAAAAUACGCUGUCCUGUUGGCAGUUAAUUGGUAAUGUAAAAUCUAUCUCGGUUCAGCGUAAACUCAUCAACGAUUUCACGACACGAGGCCUAGCAAAAAGCUCCAGCAAGUACGAAAACAUCGAACUUUCAACACUAGAGGGCAGCACUAAGCUCCAGAAAAUGAGUGAAGAAGACGGUGAGCAGACACAGAGCCUCGAUGAUUCAAAUUCAGCAAAAUCAGAAAAGAAAAACUUAAGUUUUUCUAUAGCUAGGAUAAUGAGUAAUAAAACUGAUGAAAAAAAUCUAGAACAACGAAAAAAACUGUCGGAUAUACAUCAAACAGAAUCCAGUAGUGAAACGUCAGAUUCGGUGUAUCAUCAACUAAAUUGCCCCGUUCCGUUUUGUUGCUGGACAAUGAAUCAUUCGUUGUUCCUCAUGCCAAAUUAUCCACCUGGAUGUAAAAAUCUUUUAAAGCCAGAUCACUUAUAUCACGACCAUGCUUACGAGGGCAACUGGACAAGGUUAAUAUCCUCAACUAAUUCUCAAGGAGUGACCAAACUAUGUUUGAACAAUCACAAUAUGGCGGCUAACUGUUGGUUGAAUUCACACUGUGUACCCAGCUUAUUUAACGAUUACAGCAUUCUUUACUCGAUAUAUCACGAACAUGACCACUCCUUCCUAGGCAUUCAACCAGCAAGACCAGUCAAAGACAAGUCGUUUGCUACGUUGCGGGAUUGUAAUCCUUUCAGAAAUUCAAGAGAAGGUCAAACCAACAUUGUUCGGCCAGAACCACUCUUUCCACAAAUAGGAAAGAAUUUGAUGUUCACUUCUCUUCAAGAUGGCAAGAAGAAAUGUCCAAACCAUGCGGGAAAAGCAGAGUUUAUUCCACUUUCUUCCGACCCAAUUUACUCCACUCUGUGUUCCCGGUAUGAUCCAAUGGAUGACAAUACAGUAACAUCUCCUGGUGGUGACCUUGAAAAAAAGUUUGGUAUGACGACAAAAAGAGGAUCCAGUAAGAAGCCGAGGAAUUUUGUAUGUGCCGAGUGUGGAAAAGUGUUUAAUGCACACUAUAACCUCACUCGUCACAUGCCUGUACACACUGGAGCCAGACCAUUCGUAUGUAAGGUCUGUGGCAAGGGUUUUCGUCAAGCUAGCACCCUCUGUCGUCACAAGAUCAUCCACACUCAAGAAAAACCACACAAAUGUCUCACCUGUGGCAAGGCUUUUAAUAGGAGUUCUACCCUCAACACCCACAUCCGAAUCCACGCCGGUUACAAACCCUGGGUUUGCGAGUACUGCGGAAAAGGUUUUCACCAAAAGGGCAAUUACAAGAACCACAAGCUGACACACAGUGGUGAAAAGGCUUACAAAUGCUCGGUGUGUAAUAAGGCAUUCCACCAGGUCUACAAUCUUACCUUUCACAUGCACACUCAUAAGGACAGGAAACCUUACACCUGCAAAGUGUGUGGCAAAGGUUUCUGUCGGAACUUCGACUUAAAGAAGCAUCUACGAAAACUGCACGAGACCACAGUAAGCGUCGUAUCUGAUGCGAGCCUGAAGAAGGAAGUUGUGUCGGAUAGUGGCAACUCCUUUAACUGAGCGACUUGACGUCAGAAGUGUGUAUUUUUUUUUAUACAAAAAAGAACGUUAGCAAAGCGUAAAAGAAACAAGAAGAGAAGUACGAAAACUGUUUGUAACAACAGCAAACCGAAUAAACGUCGACAUUUUUCAGACGCAACCGGAGUGUGCAACUUCUGUUAUAAGAUAAGCUUCGUUUUUUUGUUGAUUUGUUUGUUUGUUUUUUCAAAAAACAUCAUCAACAAAAAUGACGUCAGAAGUGUGUAUUUUUUUUAUACAAAAAAGAACGUUAGCAAAGCGUAAAAGAAACAAGAAGAGAAGUACGAAAACUGUUUGUAACAACAGCAAACCGAAUAAACGUCGACAUGUUUCAGACGUAACCGGAGUGUGCAACUUCUGUUAUAAGACAAGCUUCGUUUUUUUGUUGUUUUGUUUGUUUGUUUUUUCAAAAAAACAUCAUCAACAAAAACUACUCUUUAUCUAAUUGAUAAAGAUUAGAGAGUCGGCACGCUCUGUGUUCAACAAAACCAAUGCUCAAGUAUCAGUGUUUCUUGAUACUCUAAUUGAGUUUUAAAUAAUAAAAUUCUCUAAUUUUGAUUUAAGAGCAUUAAUAAACAUGCUCAUUUAAAAAUACAAUAGAAAUAAACACCGAAAUGUGGUGUAAUUAUUAUCAAGAAGCAGAACCUUAAAAUAAGAAAGUCUUUAGUCCCUGAAAAGCUUUGUUAUCACCUUAAGAAGCAGUUCAUGUAAAUUUGUAGUUUUUUUUCUCGUAUGUUCGUAUGAAUUUCUUACACUUUGUAAUAAGAAACGAGCAACGCCUGUUUUAGCUGACAUUGGUAGAAACUCUCAUGCAAUGACCUUUAAAGCGUAUGUAAUCUUUUUCGAAACUACAAUUAUUGCAAUGUCAAGAAAUAUUUGACAAAAUGUGAUGAUUUUUGUUAAUUAUUUGUAGAUUAAACGUAAAUUAAUGUGUUUUAAACCAUUAUUUUCUUUAAUAUUUAUAAGCACUUUUCCCAUAUCCACCAAGUUCGUGUUUUUCUUGGUAUUGUCGUUGUAUUUGAUAUUAAAGUUUAACCGUCUUAUUGUGACUGUGUCAACUUGAUAAUUGCGAACGUGUGUAAAUGUCUUGUACUUCAUAUUUCUAAACACUUAUAGUAAUAAAUUGUAUAUAAAGUU